AUGCCUAUUAAUAUUAGAGCCAAGCCCGCACAUAGCAAGCUGUCUGCAGUUGCUAAGAGUAGUGGGCACACAGAUGGAAGCGCAUCUCAUUCACGCUUCUCAAGGUCUCCUAAACAGGGGAAAGGCAAACAGGCUGUGAGCUCAACACCAGGAUGUCGCUCGGGGCUUGAGCCUGGCUGUGUGUCGGGGGGUGCGCCCGCACAAGCGUCUAAGCUGGCUGGAACGCAAGGGUCAGUGUCAAAGCCUGGUUCAAAAAUCAAAGCUGGCACAGCAGCAGACAAAGGCUCAGCUCAUGGGUCAGCAAGAGCUCCAAGUGGUAAAACCCUGUCCAUGGAGAACAUUCAGUCGUUAAGCGCUGCUUAUGCCACUUCUGGCACCAUGUAUCCCAGUAAGCAAGAGUCCUUGGAACCCUCUGGUGGGUAUCCUAAGGGCACCCUGACAUUAGGUCGGAGCACCAGCCGCUCCUCUUACACCAGCCGGACAACAGCCAUGGGCAGCAGCCCAAACAUCACAUCCUCUGCAACACAUCACAUGUCGGACACUCGUGGAGACCAAGCUGCGUUUUCUGAAGGGACUUCAAGUUUGCAACGACAAUCUGGAAGAUUUAUGCAGACGUCAGAUUUGGCCGUGCGGACAGAGGCUUCCACCUAUGAUCUCCAGGCUCAGCUGAGGGAGUUGCAAAGAGAGAACAACAGUCUCCGGAGAGAACUGAAAGAAGGGAUGGAUAGAAAGACGGGUUAUGGCACGAACAGUGUCGAUUUCUGGAGCCCGGAUGUAAAGAGAGAUAAGGGGAGCUGGCGAGAAGACGGAGUGAGAACCUUAGUUGUGAAAGACCAGUACAGGGUGAACCAAGAAGAAAUGCAGUCAGAAGAUAUCAGAAGGAACAAGCAACUUCCAUUAACAGUUCAGGAGCUACAAGAGGAGCUUAAAGCUCACAGAGAGACGAACAGUCGCCAGCGGCAACAGCGGUAUCAGGGGAACUCCUAUCGAGAACACCACGUGGAUCAGGAGUUCAGAGGACUGAGCCCUGAACACAGCCCCAGGCACAGUCUCAUAAACCUGCACAGUCCUGCACCAAAGAACAGCCCCAAAGCUAGCCCAUCUAACACCUUGCGUUGUAACCCAAGGCAACAAGAAGCUGAUGUCAUCAUCCACAGCCCUGGGUAUGGCUGUAACUCUGCAGCAGCCACACAGAGACUGAGCCCAGCUGGUGCCUUUCAGCCUGGGCAGAGGACCAGUCCAAAUCAUCAGCUCUACAGUCCCAGCAAAGGUCCAGCAGUCGGGACCAGUUCUGGCUCUCUUCGGCCCUGCAGCCCCUGUCAGGUGCCUGGGUGUGAUGGCUUUUCCUCACCUCCUCCCUUGGAUCCAUCAGAGGAGAACUUCUUCAGAUUGCAGUCGGAGCACGAGCGGCAAGCCAAGGAGCUGUCCCAGUUAAGGAAGACCAUGGAGGACAUGGAGAUCAGGAUCGACUCCCAGAAGCAGACUCUGGGGGCUCGAGACGAGAGCAUUCAGAGGCUGCUGGAGAUGCUUCAGGGUCAAGGUCAAGGACAGGGCCGGGGGCAGCGGACAGGGAUAAUAGCCAUCGCAGCGCAGGAGGCUGAAGCCCAGCUGGAGAACAUGCAUUUGAAAGAGGACACAAAGAUCUCUUCCCUGGAAAGAAACAUCAGAGACUUAGAAGAUGAGGUCCAGAUGCUAAAAACCAGCGGCCUGUUGCACCCAGACGAGAGGCAGGAGGAGCUCAAGCAGGUGGAGGUCUACAAGAGCCACUCUAAGUUCAUGAAAACUAAGAUAGAGCAGCUGAAGCAGGAGCUGAACAAGAAGGAGUCCGAGAUGCAGACCCUGCAGACCAAACUAGACACACUGAUCAAUCAGAACUCUGACUGCAAGCAACACAUUGAGGUGCUGAAAGAGUCUCUCAGUGCCAAGGAUCAACGGGCCAAUACUCUGCAGACAGAGGUUGAUGCUCUGCGAGUGCGUCUGGAAGAAAAGGAACAGAUUUUGACCAAGAAGACCAAGCAGCUGCAGGACCUAGGCGAUGAAAAGAGCACGCUUACAGGAGAAACCAGAGACAUGAAGGACAUGCUGGAUGUCAAGGAGAGAAAAGUCAAUGUCCUGCAGAAAAAGAUUGAGAACCUGUUGGAACAGUUGAGAGAUAAGGAAAAACAGCUCGCUGGACUGAGAGAGAGGGUUCAUGGCCUUCAAACGGACUCCAGCAACACAGACACGGCACUGGCAACACUGGAAGAGGCUUUAUCAGAAAAGGAACGAGUGAUAGAGAACCUCCGGGAGCAAAAGGAACGAGAAGACAGGGUUCGUUUUGAAGAGCUGGAGCAGAUGAGGAAAGAGAACCAGGAAUUAAGGGACAAACUGGCAGCUCUGCAACCCCCAAAACCAUUACAAAGCCAGGUCACUAACCCCAUCACAACCCAGAAAUCUGAUGGAGAGAUGCAACACAAAGUAGAUGGGCUUCCAGCAAUCAGCCCCACGACCCAAAGGACAGAGGAUGCUGUCAGGAUGUGUCCAGACAUUACAGAUCGUCUGCGGCUUCUGGAGCAGGAAGUGUCCCGCUACAGAGAGGAGUCUCGGAAGUCCCAAGCUGAGGUCGAGAGGCUAAAGUGCGCUCUGAAAGAUGCUGAAACGGACAAAUCAUGCAAGGAAAGGAAAACAGUUGAUUAUGAGAGACCUGGGCAAAUCAAGUCUCCAAACAUCCAGAAGCAGAUUAUGCCAAAUGAGAUGAGGAAGGAUGCUUUGACAGAUGGACAUCCAUACUCUUUAUCACAGCUUCCUCUUCCCGCUUCCCAGGAUGCUAUGCGGGAGACGGCAGAGCGGAUUAUGGAGCUGGAGAAGGCGCUGAGAGAAAGCAUGAACACCUCAGCACAUAGGGAGGCUCUGUGGGCGCAGGAGGAGGCCUCCCGUGUUCAGGCCCAGAGACAGUUGGAAGAGUUGCUGGGGGCUUUGGAAAAAACACGGCAGGAGCUAGAUGCCACUAAAGUGCGCCUGUCUUCUACUCAGAAGUGCCUGCAUGAACGAGAUGGACACCUCAACCAGCUGCAACAGGAGAGACGCAAACAGCUGGAGGAGAUUCUGGAGAUGAAGCAACAAGCUUUGCUGGCAGCCAUCAGUGAAAAAGACGCUAACAUUGCCUUGCUGGAAUUAUCAUCCUCUAAACGCAAGAAAGCCCAGGAGGAAGUGAUGGCACUGAAGAGGGAAAAGGACAGGCUCAUGCACCAGCUCAAACAACAGACUCAAAGCAGGAUGAAGCUGAUAGCAGAUAAUUAUGAGGAAGAUUAUGUCCAUCCCCAGCAUCAUCCUCAUCAUUUGCACCACAUGCAUCAGGCAAAUGUGCAUCAUCGGAGUCUCCCAAGAGGGGCCCCCCAUGCUAACCACAGACCCCCCAUAGACCAGGAUGAUGAGGAGGGAAUAUGGGCAUGA
Messenger RNA from Nematolebias whitei (Rio pearlfish), 3432 nucleotides. Its product is annotated as ERC protein 2. The record is from RefSeq and is a predicted model, not a curated record. The transcript has 17 exons. The coding region runs from base 1 to 3432 and encodes 1143 amino acids. Gene Ontology annotation, cellular component: cytoskeleton of presynaptic active zone. Lineage: Eukaryota; Metazoa; Chordata; Actinopteri; Cyprinodontiformes; Rivulidae. Gene Ontology annotation, molecular function: structural constituent of presynaptic active zone. Gene Ontology annotation, biological process: regulation of synaptic plasticity; neuromuscular synaptic transmission; maintenance of presynaptic active zone structure.